Phragmites australis (common reed) is the source of this 1106-nucleotide messenger RNA. Its product is annotated as GPN-loop GTPase 3-like. The transcript is spliced from 9 exons. Gene Ontology annotation, molecular function: GTPase activity. NCBI's taxonomy places the organism in Eukaryota, Viridiplantae, Streptophyta, Magnoliopsida, Poales, Poaceae. Bases 84 to 887 code for a protein of 267 amino acids. The record is from RefSeq and is a predicted model, not a curated record.
UGCCCCCAUAGACCCCACACGCCGCUCGCUCCCCACACGGCCACACCCUACUCCCUGCUCCACCCCGCCGCCCUUGCGCCGCCAUGGGGUACGCGCAGCUCGUCAUCGGCCCCGCCGGGAGCGGCAAGUCAACUUACUGCUCCAGUUUGUACGACCAUUGCCAGACCGUGGGCAGGACAAUUCAUAUAGUCAAUCUCGAUCCAGCUGCAGAGCAUUUCAACUAUCCUGUAGAUAUGGAUAUUAGAGAGCUCAUAUCAUUGGAUGAUGUUAUGGAGGAGCUUGGGUUGGGACCAAAUGGUGGCCUUAUCUAUUGCAUGGAGCACUUUGAAGACAGUAUGGAUGAUUGGUUGGAUGAACAGCUAGAGAACUAUUUGGAUGAUGACUAUCUUGUGUUUGAUUGCCCUGGCCAGAUUGAACUUUUCACUCAUGUCCCAGUUCUGCGUAACUUUAUCGAACAUCUGAAACGGAAAAAUUUCAAUGUUUGCGCUGUAUACCUUCUUGAUUCGCAGUUUGUCAGUGAUGUAACAAAAUACAUCAGUGGUUGCAUGGCUUCUCUUUCUGCCAUGAUUCAGCUUGAACUUCCUCACAUCAACAUCCUUUCAAAGAUGGAUCUGGUCUCCAACAAAAAAGCUGUAGAAGAGUAUCUGGACCCAAACGCACAGGUUCUUCUGUCACAGCUGAAUCGACAUAUGGCACCUCGGUUUGGCAAGUUGAACAAGUGUUUAGCUGAACUGGUUGAUGAUUACAGCAUGGUGAAUUUCAUACCACUUGACUUGAGAAAGGAGAGCAGCAUACAAUAUGUGCUAUCGUCCAUCGACAACUGCAUCCAGUAUGGGGAAGACGCUGAUGUGAAAGUUAGGGACUUCGAUCCUGAGGACGACGACUAGUUAUUUGAUCCUGUAGGAACUGCAAACUAGUUGGUAUCUAGUAGUGAACCAAGAGACAGACCCGGACAACGAAGAAAUAGUUCGUGUAGGUAAUGAAUCAGUGCUUCAAACUGUAAUGCAUGGGCGCUUGGACAAACGGUGAUCCUUCGUUGCUAUUCCGGAACGUGCUUAAUUGUAAUCGCAAAUCUUAUAUACAGUAAUCGGCUAUAUUGUUGGAGA